Molecule: messenger RNA, 1743 nt
Organism: Cuscuta campestris
Lineage: Eukaryota; Viridiplantae; Streptophyta; Magnoliopsida; Solanales; Convolvulaceae
Source: the annotation of a GenBank genome assembly
GAAUAAUUGAUAUUUAUAUUAUUUAGUUAAUUAGAUAGUUAAAUUAUUUUAAUGUACUUUUUAUUGUUGAGUGGAAUUAUAACACUCCUUCGAAAGUUUCUUUUCGGUUCUUUACCUCGAUGCUUUUAUUGAACCGAUAGGCUUAGGAACUAAGUAUUUGCUAAGAUUAGAUUCCUUCUCAAACCAAACGGAAAACUCUAGUCAACACAAGAUCAAAGUAACAAUGGAAGAAUCCAUCCAGAAGAUUUUUGAACAGCAUCAAGAAGGGAUGAACCGGCAACUGCUAGAACAUCAAAGGUCAAUGGAUGAGCAAUUUCGAUCAUUCACAUCAUUAUUACACAAGCUUCAAUAAUCAAAUGUCAGCACCAAAACAGCAGCAGGAAGCUCGCCUAUGCACACCGAAGGUAGACAUCCAUUUUCCUUUAACCCUAGAAUUGAAUUGUCUUUGUUUAUGGGGGGUAAUCCAAGAGAAUGGAUCAAACAAUGUGGAAAAUGCUUCUCCCUGUUUAAAAUUCCUGAUAAUCAAAAGGUGACUUUAGCUUCAAUUCAUUUGGAGGGGAGGGCUAAGAUAUGGUUUGAAGGUUAUGGGCGAGCUAGGCCUAUUGUGGAUUGGGAGGAUUUUAUUGUGAAUUUGUAUGCAAGAUUUAAAGAUGAUAAACAUGUAUGUUCGAGAUUCAGUAAUGAUGCCGGUCACAAAUCUUUGUUGAACCAUCCAGCAUCCACAACUAGCCCUUUGAUCACUCAUGAACCUUUUGGAAGCUGGUCUAAUAUACACCUGGAUGGUCUGGAAACUUAUCAAGGGCACACCAGCAUGGUGAAAUCUUUUAGUGUUAAUAAUGUCUCUCUUGUUGAGUCCUCAGCCGAUAACCCUGUGCAAAAGGACUCAUCAUAUUUGAAGUUGGAGUUUCAGAUGUGGCUAAGAGAGACAAGAGAAAUUGUUAAGGCAAAUGCUUCUGAGGAACAUAAAUCAAUGGCUAAGCUUGAAUCUGUGGCCAGGACCAAUAGUGUUGAGAGCUCUCAAUACUCUAACAGCAAGGUCCAGUUUCCACCACAAGGAAACCCAAGGUCUAUAUCUUUUGCUAUAGGAGGGGAAAUAAUGGCAAAUGGAUUGGACUAUUACUUUGGUAAUUCAUUUGAAUGGGGACAUAAGUGUGAGAGAAAGGGGAUUCAGCCCUUUCUGGUGGAGCUUUUAGGAAAAAAAAUGGUUGAUCAAUUUGAGAUACCUGGUUGGGCAGCAAGGGCUGGCAGUUCAACAUCCAUUUCAAUUCACACUUUACCUGGGAACAGUGGUUGCCAAAUUAUGAGGAUGACAGGAUUUGUAGGGAAAAGGGCUUUAGAAUUUUUGAUAGAUUUAGGAGAGAGCGUUGUGCCGUACGCCGAGCGCCCAUGGUUCAUCACCAAGUCCGAUAUGAAGGGGAGGAGGAGGAGCAUGACACGCCCAAUUGCUUCAAGGUCGUCAACCGGUUGUUUGUGAAGAAGAGAAAUUGCAUGCAAGGAGAAUUGUUAACUCAAUUUCAGGGAUUGAAGGAUUCGGUCAAUUUUUUGACCCAAAGCCUGUAUUUGUCUCAAGUUCGACCGUUGAUGAAUUCGAAGUCCGAGCCCGCUCAUUAAUCAACAUCUUACCUUCGCCUUUUAUUAUUAUGCCUCCCAACUCUCAUGCCUUAUGCCUUUAUUUCAAUCAACUCCUAUCCCUGCCCAAAAUUUAUCUGAAGGACAUAAUUCUAAUAACUGUGAUGUUAAAAG